Lontra canadensis (Northern American river otter) is the source of this 4539-nucleotide messenger RNA. It is a transcript of the gene THUMPD1, whose product is annotated as THUMP domain containing 1. The record is from RefSeq and is a predicted model, not a curated record. Gene Ontology annotation, biological process: tRNA modification. Bases 91 to 1167 code for a protein of 358 amino acids. Lineage: Eukaryota; Metazoa; Chordata; Mammalia; Carnivora; Mustelidae. The transcript is spliced from 4 exons. Gene Ontology annotation, molecular function: RNA binding.
CGUGACGUAAACCAGCUCGCGCCAGCGGAGGUGAGGAAGCCGGGAAUAGCGCAGAAACACGUUUCUCGCUAGCCUCGGUUCUCACGCGCCAUGGCGACCCCAGUCCAGCAGCCUCCUCAGUCGAGCGGCGGAAAGCGCAAAGGCAAAGCUCAGUAUGUGCAAGCCAAGCGGGCGCGGCGCUGCGACGGCGGCGGGUCCCGGCAGCUGGAACCCGGGCUACAGGGUAUUCUCAUUACCUGCAACAUGAACGAACGCAAGUGCGUGGAGGAGGCGUACAGCCUGCUCAACGAAUACGGCGACGACAUGUAUGGGCCGGAGAAGUUUAUGGACAAAGAUCAGCAGCCCUCUGGAAGUGAGGGAGAAGAUGAUGACAUGGAGGCUGCCUUGAAGAAAGAAGUUGGUGACAUUAAAGCAUCGACAGAGAUGAAGCUAAGGAGAUUCCAGUCAGUGGAGAGUGGAGCAAAUAAUGUAGUCUUCAUCAGGACACUUGGAAUAGAACCUGAGAGAUUGGUACAUCAUAUUCUCCAGGAUAUGUACAAAACCAAGAAGAAGAAGACUCGGGUUAUUUUACGUAUGUUACCCAUUUCAGGCUCAUGCAAGGCUUUCUUAGAAGAUAUGAAAAAAUAUGCAGAAACAUUUUUGGAACCCUGGUUUAAAGCUCCAAACAAAGGGACAUUUCAGAUUGUAUAUAAAUCUCGAAAUAACAGUCACAUGAAUAGAGACGAAGUUAUCAAAGAAUUGGCAGGAAUAGUAGGCAGUCUCAAUUCGGAAAAUAAAGUGGAUCUCACUAAUCCGCAGUACACGGUGGUAGUAGAAAUCAUUAAAGCUGUCUGUUGCCUGAGUGUUGUGAAAGAUUAUAUGUUGUUCAGAAAGUAUAAUCUCCAGGAGGUGGUAAAGAGUGCUAAGGACCCAUCACAACUUAACCCAAAGCAGUCAGUGCAAGCAGGAAAUGGGAAAGAAGCUAAAUUGGAAUCUGGUAACACAUCAAAUCAACAUGAUCCAGCAGAAGGAGAAAAUAACCAGCAGGUGGUACCAGAAAAUAACGAGGAACUGGGGCAGACAAAACCAAGAUCUGAGACACAGGUGGUAAAUGAGGGAGGAGCUAAACCUGAACUUGAAAGUCAAGUCACAGAAAGAUCUGAGUCAAAUGAAAAUGACCUCUCAUAAGGAUAAAAAAACCUCCUUUGGUGUUGCAGGUGGGUUUCCCAGAUGGUGUUCGGUGAGAUAGUGCUAGGAUUCCGUAUAAAAUUAUGACUGAAAAUACAUUGUUUUUGACCUUUGUGCGCUGCAUAAUGCUGAACUCAUAAUAUUGAACAGUGACUGAGAAACCCCAUUAAUGGUUCUGUUGGAGAUCUUUUGAACCCCCUAUGCCAGUGUGCAGUUAGGCCUAUAUGCAUUUGGUUGAGCUAGGAGAGGCUAUGGAUAAUGAUGAACACUUCCGUGCAAGGGAGGGUGGAAGGAAGAUGGUGUUGGCUUCUCCCUCCUGAUUAUCUUCCCCAGCCUCCCCUUCUGUGCUGGCAUCUGACUUAGGGGAGCAAAUGAACUCUGUAAAAGAGAAGUCAUAGGGAAAUUUUCAUUUAAGGAAGGAAUUUUUAUGUGUUGCAACUCAGCUGUCCCUUCCUACUUUUGUUGUAAACAUUGCAAAAACAUGGGUCUUACAGGUUUAGAAGUGAAUUGUUUUUGUGAAGUUUUUUUCUAUCUUUUUGUGAUUCUGUUACUUAGUUAUGUCAGUUUUUACAUUUUAUGAACAUUUGUUACAAAUAUGAUGGUCCAGUGCUGUAAUUUUUGAAGACAUGGUGUGAGAUAGAAGAAGACCAUUUUAGGCAUAGAACUACAGACAUUUCUGCUAAGGUUAGUGAUGAAGAAUUAGUGUUCUGAGUUUUUCAGUAUGGCAGUGGAACAAGAGACACAAAUUCUUUUUUUAUAGUGAAAGCUACUUUUCAGUGAUCUUAUAUAGACUUAAAUCCAAGUUGUUCUAUUGCAUUAUGUAUUGUCAGUGGAAUGCAAUUUACAAACCUAGCAUUUCUCCAGCAGUUGUAACUAAGUCAAAACCAUUUGAUGAGUAAAAAUGUUUCUUAUUUUAAUGGCAUCUGGAAUAUCAAAACAGUAAGCUUUUGUUUAAAAAAAAAAACAUUCAGGGGCACCCUGGCUGGCUCAGUCCAUACGGCAUGAGACUGUUGAUCUCGGGGUGAUACAUUCAAGGUCCAUGUUGGAUGUAGAGAUUACUUACAAAUAAAGUCUUAAAUAAAAAUCACAUUCAGUAAAAGGUCUAAGAAGCAAAUUAUUUAGUAACAGCACUUAUACCAAGAAAAGAAAAAUUCACAUAGUUGGUAAGAAUCGAAUCUCAACAUAAUGUUAAAAUGCUAGAGCAAGAAGCAGUACAAGAAAUUGAAAAACCUUCACUUUCAGUUUAUUAAAUUAACUAUGUCACCUGAUGCUAAAAAAUUAACUGAAAAGCAGCAGCUUCUCUAUCUGGGUUGAUAAAGUCAACAGAUUUCACAAAUAUUUGUCCUACUCUAGCUUUGGUAAGAUUGGUAAAUGAUGAUGAAAUUCAAGAAAGCUUUUUCUGCUAUGAGGAGCCUCUCAAAACAAAGGCAGUAUAAAUUUAAUGGGUCUUCAUAGCUGAAGGCUGAAAGUCUGUCAUCUUUACUUAGGGUGCUUAUCGGUUUUGCUCAUUUUGGUAAAAUCCUGACAAAAAAAAAAAAAGCACAUGGCUUUCUUCACAGAGAGCUGCUGAUAUAAAACACUUGGCGAUGAAAUGAAAGUUCUGGAUAAUGCUGCAGAAAUUAUUAUUAAAGACCCAUUUAUAUAAGAAUGUUUAAAAAAAAAAACAAAAACAAAAGUCUGAACAGAGAGCACAUAAAUCUACGUACAGAAAUCCAGUGGCUUGUCAGAGGAAGAGUUCUCAACAGGAUGUUUGAGUUGAAAGGUGAAUUGCCAGAGAGUACAUACAAGGAGAUAUUAGGCCAGAUUUUUUUUGAGUGCUCAGGAGCCCAAAUACGGCUAGAGAAACUAGUCUGUUCAAUGGACAUUUUUCAUCACAUGAACAAAUGAAACAAGUUUCUGCAAGGUCCUGGAGAAAAUGUAUUUUCUUGAAAAUGAUAAGAUUCCCAGAUUAAAAAGAAACACUCUUCAGAACUAUCACUCUGCCAAAGGAACUCUUGAAAUGUUUCCACAGCCAGUUGGGCUUGAGAAUGAAGAAAAGACAAGUCUGGAGCCUUAACUAAAACUCUCCAUGAAGAACUGCAAAACCCAAUUAAAUAGCAUUUUCUCUCCUUUUCCUAAAACUGAGGGAAGAACCUCUUCUCUGAAUCUCAGCCCGAGAUUUUCUCCAGGAGAAGAAAAAGAACUCUGUGAAUCAUAGUCUGAUAGUUCUGGGUUUUUGUGAAAUCAGAGUAUCCUUAACUUACUGCUCAUACUCUCAUGCCAUGAGGGUUCCCUUAAUUUGGAAGAUUUUUCAAGGUUUCCUCUAGCGUAAAAUUACUGAAAAACACUGGAAGAGACGGACACCAAAGAGGGCUGCAUACUAAGUCCAUAUUAUGAAUAAAUAGUAAGAGGCUGUGAAAUAAACUUUUGGAGAUGGGUUUAUUAAGUUUGAAACAGUUCAGUAGUAUUAUAAAUAUUGAGUCUUCCUGCACCAAUGUCUAUGUUUAUUUAAUGGCUAGGGAAUAUGGGAAUGUAUUUUUAUCCUCCUAAACUAGUGGUCCAGACUAGAAGGAUUUGGGAGGGGCAAAGGCUGAUUUCUGUACAGACUCGACCUUGGUUAAUGCAGAUGAGGCUGGAGCGUCCUUCUAGAUCUUCGAUAUUUAAAGUGUUAACUCUUAAUAGGUUGAGGUCAUCUUGGAAGGAUGAUAAGAGCAUUUUAAGUGUCAUUUGUGUGAACAUGGAGGAUAGGAUUUUGGUGCCUUCAUUGGACUUACUCCAAGAAAAAGAUCAUUUUAUUUUGAUAGUGCAAGACUCUGGGACUUCGGGAAUAAAAGUGGCCAUAUGCUUUUAGAACGGCUAACUCUGCAGAACUGGAUUCCUUUUACUUUGUUUAAGCUGCUACUCUACAGAAAGAUUUUGCUUUAGUAGUUCAUUUUUAAUCUUCUUGUAUUUACUUGUAUUUGGUAAGACUGAGUGCGACAAAAGCUCUUCUUCCCUAGUUCUAAAGCACUGUGUUCUGUUGGAAUCUGAAUCCCUUUAUUGAUAUAUGAAAAGUUUCCCAACUUUAUUGUCGCUGACAUUUGAGGAUGUUGUUUUAUAAAUGACAAAUUUCCAGGAUAGGAAUUGAAUGGUUUCUUUUUUUUCCUUUUAAUUUUUUUUUUUUAAGUUAUGUCAGUUAAAAAAAACUUCAGUAUUGUGGUUUAAUAAACUUGUUUUGCUUUGUGGAGGAAGGAGUGUUAUACUUAGUAUCUUGAAACAUGUUUGUGUAAGGUCACACAUGAUUUCUAAAUGUUGUUUUUACUUGUAUUUUGCUUUUGGUAUGGCCAGAUAUUUAGCUUAUUUUUCAUAGUUCCUGAUACUUUCAGAAAAAGCAAAAUAAAUUUGUUCCCUAAA